GGCAUGUAACGGUUCGCCCUCUUCACGAGAAACUCUUCAAAAGACGCCGGCCUGCUGAAGUAGACAGAAUAGGCUGAUCUGUUAAUCGGUCGAGAAAACACGAGGCCGCAGACUUUUGCCUUUUUGGCCUGUCGCUAGCCGGUGAACCAGAGCUCGUCGGUUGUUGGGAAUUUCGGAAACGCGAAGCUCGGUACUUUGUACGGGGUGGCGGUAACGGCGCACAACGUGUGUGUGAGUGUGUGACAUACACGUGUCAUGUCAUGUGUGUUUCAGUUCGUGCGGUGCAGGCAUAUGUUGCGAUUUUAUUAGUGGUGGAUUUAGGGGUUCUUUUAAUAUGUAAAUAUGAUUUCAAAAAGACUUAUUCGAAAGACGUGAAUUAGUAAAUAAAAUAUGUCUUAAAGAAGAAAGAUGAGCGGGUUUCUACUGGAUCUUCUAUUGUUUGGGUUCAUUAUUAGAAGUUACCAUUGUGAAAUAAUUGAAAGAGUCGACGUAUUUGCUUUAUUGUCAGGAACCCUGAGAACCUACCAACGAGCAGGAUGCGAUGAUGAAAUAGUCAUAUUGAAAUGUCCACCAGGUACAAGCAUAUCUAUCGAAAUCGCACAAUAUGGAAAAUCGGCACCGUCGAAGUCACUUUGUAAACCGAGAGCGACCCCAUCGGCUAUUUCCAGAUCGUCAUACAACUACAAUGUUUCUUGUUUAUGGCCGAACGCUAUCCAGACUGUCGUGGAGGUCUGCCAGAAAAAACGCCAGUGCAAGUUCCAACCUAACCCGAAGAAUUUCGGUGGGGAUCCGUGUCCCGGGGUCAGGAAAUACGUCGAGGUUGCUUACAAAUGUCGGCCGUACGAAUUUCGAAGUAAAGUGGCCUGUCAAAAUGAACGAAUCCAGCUGAAGUGCAAUCCGAACUCAAGAGUAGCAGUGUAUAGCGCAAGUUUUGGAAGGACGGAAUACGAAAGCAUACAAUGUCCCCAACCCCAGGGCGUACCAGAAGAAACAUGCCUAGUUAGCUACGCCACUGAAACAGUCAUGCAACUCUGUCACGGGAAGAGAAAUUGUGAUCUUUCAGCCGAUAUCAGCACGUUUGGGAGUCCCUGCAAACCAGAAUCCCGAAUGUAUUUGAAAGUUGUUUACACAUGCGUACCAAGGAAAGUUCUGAAGGAACAGUACGAAGGCACUCUAGCACCUGACGAAAUCGAAGAAGAUUCGACAGCUGAUGAAGAUGAAGAUUUCGAAACUUACGACGCUGGAAACGAAUAUAUACGAGAAUCAGCAGCAUCUCCUCCUGCUCCGAAUAUUGAGGGCGUUGCCAAAGAUAAUUUUACCAAAGAUCUCAACGAUAUUAGCUCAAAAUCUCCCGCUCAUAAAUCAAACGGUCUGGACUUCGUCUCAGGCUCCGCUCACCACACCCCCCGUUCCCGCUUUAACCCCUUCGUCCGUUUGCGUCCACCCAAGCAGAAAACCAAAACUACCAAAGAUAUGCUAGGGGAUGAUGUCCCGGAUCCAAAUUGUACAAUAACGGUGUACGUCGGGACAACGGACCAGAAUGAGAAAACAGCAGUUAUCGGAUUUGUUUCUGAAUGGAUUAACGCCUACACGUUCGUUUCACAAAACCAAGAGCGCUUCUUUCUGUAUCUAAUCGUUAGUGUAGCAGCAGCGCUAGUAUUGCUGCUCAGCUUCUUGGUGGGCCGUCUUCUUCUCCAACGCCACAGAGCGAAGAAAGAGGCCAAAUUCCACGCGACAAACGUAUCAGACAACACAUUGCCCAACGGCUUUACAGACGACAUCAGCGAAGUAGACGCAGAUAUAGAUUUAACAACUCCUCUGCCAUGUCCUGAUGUACCAUCAGUUACUAUCCAUUCACCGCCAAUCGGAAGCAUCGCUGAAGUGGUCCGGUAUCCUCAUAUCCACACUCACAUCCCAGCCGGCACGCUUCGCAGACCCACUCUGAUCUUGGAGAGCGAUUUGCCACGGAGCCUCAGCACAGCCUCAAACAGCCACUAUUAUUACGGAUGACCCGAUUGCCCGGGACGCGGGUCGACCAUUCCACAGUCGCCUACGAGUUCCGCGUGCCCGGGCCAGCGCACGUACUGCUUCUAAAGCAAUACAUGGCCAAGUUCUAAUGCUGAUACCCGUGCCAUACUGUUGACUCUCAGUGCACGCUGUAAUUUCAAUGAACCAGACCAAAGAUACGAUCACCUCUUAAUAUUUAACACACUAUUUAUUGAUAUUUUAGGAGAAUUUUUUAGUAUAUCAUCGUGUAAGAUUCGUUUUACGUGCAGAUCGUGUGCUUGAAUUACACGAUUUUAUAUUGAAACCCAACAUCGAAGUGGCAAGCAUACCUCGAUUUUCUCGUUCUGACAAACUCAUAAUCCUAUUUAUUUCACAAAAAAAUUCUUAAUGUCUAUCUCAUGUUUGCCACUGUUGAAUAAAAAUUAGUUGUAAACUGUAAAGAUUUUAGACUGACUAUCUUGCUGAUACGAAAUUAUUUAAGUCAGUAUAAAAUAAAAUUAAUUAUUAAGUGUUUAACCCCAGUUUUGCUCGUUCAAAGCCAAUUUGUAUUCUAUUGUGUAGGAAAACAAUAAAUAAAUUAAUUUAUUCAUGUUAGGACGGAAAAUAUGCACCUAAUACGCUCUUAAUCCAUAGUCAGUAAAGGGCUCCUUCCAGAUAUCUUGUAAUUGUCUAAAGAACGUGUUGAUAUGAACAUAACUUUCUAUUUUCUUCUUCGUUCUUUGGAUGAAAUUGUAUUAAACUGGCAUUUAAGCUAUUCACAUGAUGUACAUGAUAAUGAAACGUUCACUUCAUUUUAGUGAUGUUUCACUCGAUUUUCUUUCUUAUUAUAAGCUUACUGUGUGUAUUUUUUUCUCAUCUGUCGCUUGUCUGUACCUAACUUCGAUUCAAUUCAGCUUAAUGCAUUUAUUGAUCACAUCUUCUUGUACACAAGUCAAUAAAUUACUGUUACGAAUCCACUAUGUCCCCUUCAAUUUUUGUUUAUCAAGUCAAUUGUGUUUUGGUACACAGUUCACAUUAUUGUGAACUUUGACACCCUAAGCAACUUUAUAUUUAAUAGAUAAUCUUGGCAUAAUUGGAUUGUUAACUGCACAAUUUCGUUUUAACUUUAAAACAUAUCACAUUGCCCUAACACAGAUUAU
Molecule: messenger RNA, 3146 nt
Organism: Phyllotreta striolata
Lineage: Eukaryota; Metazoa; Arthropoda; Insecta; Coleoptera; Chrysomelidae
Source: the annotation of a GenBank genome assembly